Ceratosolen solmsi marchali is the source of this 571-nucleotide messenger RNA. RefSeq names its product ribosomal protein S16 (gene RpS16). Gene Ontology annotation, cellular component: ribosome; cytosolic small ribosomal subunit. Bases 94 to 540 code for a protein of 148 amino acids. Gene Ontology annotation, biological process: maturation of SSU-rRNA from tricistronic rRNA transcript (SSU-rRNA, 5.8S rRNA, LSU-rRNA); translation. The transcript is spliced from 5 exons. Gene Ontology annotation, molecular function: RNA binding; structural constituent of ribosome. Lineage: Eukaryota; Metazoa; Arthropoda; Insecta; Hymenoptera; Agaonidae. The record is from RefSeq and is a predicted model, not a curated record.
ACUUGAUUGUUUGAAUUGGAACAUUUCAUGCUGAAAUUAAGAAAUAGGAAUUAGUACUAAGCCAACUUCCUUUUUACGACGUGCUUUGUCAAAAUGCAGAAGAAACAUAAGCAGCAGAUCCAUUCUGUCCAGGUAUUCGGACGUAAAAAAAGUGCUACAGCCGUUGCUUAUUGUAAGCGGGGUCGUGGAAUUUUACGAGUAAAUGGACGCCCCUUGGAAUUAGUUGAACCAAGAGUUCUUCAAUACAAACUUCAAGAGCCAAUAUUACUUCUUGGCAAGGAAAAAUUCUCAGAAGUUGAUAUCAGAGUUAGAGUGAAUGGUGGAGGACAUGUUGCGCAGAUAUAUGCCAUAAGACAAGCUAUUUCAAAAGCCCUUGUGGCAUAUUACCAAAAAUAUGUUGAUGAAGCCAGUAAAAAAGAAGUUAAAGAUAUUCUUAUUCAAUAUGAUCGAACACUUUUAGUUGCUGAUCCUAGAAGAUGUGAACCAAAGAAGUUUGGUGGUCCAGGAGCACGUGCACGAUAUCAAAAAUCUUAUCGUUAAAUAUAAAUACUUAUACAUUACUUUCAAUUUU